GAUACUUGGAGGGGGAAAAGCAAACUGAAAGACAGCCCUUGAUUUUUUGUUUCUGCCAAGCUCUGAAAACUCUCGUGAAACAGAAACGUGAUGGAUUAAGGACUGUGUGGAGAACCAGUAAAGCAGAUUUCCAAGGAUAAAUUGCAGAUUGAAGAAGAACAGUGCCCAAAAGGAAUUAUUCACUAAGAUUUCUUCCUUGGUGCAGAGAGAAAGUGUUUGGGGAUCUCUGAUAUUUCAGCCUCUGAAUCAGCAUCUCUGAGGGGGACAUAUGGGACUUAAGAAGGACAGCCGACAGGGAGCCUCUGAGGUGAAGCUGAUGUGUCCCCAGCACAGGCAGAAGGACCCAUUUAUCAACCCUUUUCUCUAGUUUGCAACCAUGGGGCAGAGUUUUAAAAGGCAAAUGUGUGUGCUCCCUCCUGCAAACACUGGCUUUAGGAGCUGAGCUGGCAGAAGGUGCUGACGAGUGUGGCUGGACCAGGGCUCUGCUGCCCCAGCCAUGAGACAGCACACCUGGUUCCCCUUGCAGUACAUGUCCAAGCCCUUCUGGAGAGCAGAGAACCACAACACGACCAGCUUCUUCUCUGCACUGUACGGCUUCCCUAACCAGUCCUUCUUCCACAGUGACUUGAAUCUGGAGGACCUGGGGGACUUUGAUAGCGGAGCCAAGUAUGAGGGCGAGUCACAGAGCCGGACAGUGAAGGCGCUGCUGAUUGUCGCCUACUCUGUGAUCAUCUGCAUCUCUCUCUUCGGCAACAUCCUGGUGUGCCACGUGGUCAUCAAGAACAAGAGGAUGCACUCUGCCACCAACCUUUUCAUCGUAAAUCUGGCUGUUGCUGAUGUGAUGAUCACCACCCUGAACACGCCCUUCACACUGGUGAGGUUUGUGAGCAGCACCUGGGUUUUUGGAAAGCUGAUGUGUCACAUCAGCCGGUUUGUUCAGUACUGCUCUGUCCACGUGUCUGUGCUGACCCUUGCUGCCAUUGCGCUGGACCGGCACCAGGUGAUCAUGCACCCUCUCAAGCCACGCAUGUCCAUGGUGAAAGGAGGGAUUUGCAUCAUCAUCAUCUGGGUUAUGGCCAGCUGCUUCUCACUGCCCCACGCCAUUUAUCAGACUCUGACAAGGUUUUAUAUUGGAAACAGAACCAUCCGAAUGGUCUGCCUCCCCAGUUUCCCUCCUCCUGCUGAUCUUUUCUGGAAGUACUUGGACCUGACUACGUUUGUUCUCUUGUAUGUUCUGCCCUUGCUUGUGAUCUCCAUCACAUACGCCAUAGUGGCCAAGAAGCUCUGGCUGAGGAACGCCAUUGGGGACCUCACCAUGGAGCAAUACUACGCCCAUCAGAGGAAGAAGAAGAUGACGCUGAAGAUGCUGAUGGUGGUGGUGGUCGUGUUUGCCGUCUGCUGGUUUCCCCUGAACUGCUACGUGGUGCUGAUCUCCUGCAGGGCCAUCCACAGCAGCAACGCUCUGUACUUUGCUUUUCACUGGUUCGCCAUGAGCAGCACCUGCUACAACCCCUUCAUCUACUGCUGGCUGAACGAGAGCUUCCGCACGGAGCUGCGGUCCCUGCUGUGCGUGUGCCGCCGCAGGAGCACGGCUCAGGGCCACGCUCUGCAGCCCAUCUCUCCCCUGUUCCGGCACGCCAAGGCUGAGAACUGCCCGUGCCAAAGAAGCAGCACACGCCCGAAGGCACAGACACCCUCCCAGAGGAACUCUGCAAGGACAGACAUAUCCAGCGUGCAGCCGAUUGUGGCAGAGAGCUGAACCUUUCAUCUGACAGCUGGGCAGCAUCACACAGGGAUUGCAAAAUCGUGGGGAAAUGGGCUUGGAAAGGCCUCUGGAGACCAUCAAAUCAACCUUCCAGCCACAGCAUGCAAAUUUCAACCUUUGGGUCAUUCAGGGCCUUGUUCUCUCAGGUAUCAAAAUUCUCUAGGGAUGAAUUGCCCACUUGUGAGCUCCAGAAUGAGGGGUGUUGAGUGAAGUUUUCAUUGGAACAGUCAGCAAAAAUGAAAAGAAUUAUUUAAAAGCACACAAAGCCUUUCAUGGUCUAAGCAAACAUGGGGAAGCUACACUGGUUAUAAACACACCAGCUACCCACUGUGGCUUGAUGUAAAGCUGUUAGGGCUUUAACUUCGUGAAUUGACAUUUCUUUGGCACAAAAUCAAAAUUAUUUUCACUUUCAAUAAUGUUUUAUUUUUUACCAGUCCUCAAGGGCAGCAGCAGCAGCAGCAACCUUUAAGCAGCUUUGGAACUGGACGUUCUGCCUUUGUCUGAGAUGGAACCAGCAAACUAGACCUGCAGGUUUUCAACCCAAAAGGCAGGAGAUUGAAGAAGUUUAACCUGUAACAUGUAAACAGCCAUGCAUUCCCUGCUCAAUUAAACUGAGCAUCUGACAAUGUGCCACAGUAUUUGCCUCAAGCACAGAUCCUCGUGUUCCAGCUACAUUGCUGGUGGCAGGGUACCAGCAGUGCUGGUCCUGGUCCAAACAGUGCCUCUGGAAUUCAAGAGAUAGCUGGGAUUCCUGGGGAUGUGUGUGCCUGACAGCUGGCACCAGCAGCUGCUGCUCUGGGGGCUCACAGUGGAGCCAGCCACCACAUUUCAGAGCUGGGUUUGGGUUGCUAGAGGGAGAUACCCAGUGGGAGCACAUGGCAAACUUCAGCCUAUGGCUAUGAAAAGCCACUCAGAAAGAAUAACCAAUUUCUUUGUGUCCAUUUUGCACUGGCUCAGCCCUUUUGUUGGUAAAGGGUUGAGCUUCAAAAGACAGUGAAAAGGAAAUGAGCUUCAGUCUUCCCAUGCAAAAUACUCUAAAUUACACUUCUAUAGCUGAGCAUUUCCACCCAGACUGGCAGCAUGUCACAGCUGCAGACCUGCAUGAAAGGCUGCUUCAAUUUGGAAAUCAAGAUGCUUUGAUGGGUACAAAAAUAUGUGACCUGAGAAUGUAUUUGUAUUUCAAAAAGAAACUGUGAAGGGGAGGAAAGAGUAAGAAUAACACUAAUCUUGCUUUUUCCUAAGUUAUUGUGGGAAGCAGGAGGACAACUACAGCUGGGACAGGGAUCUGGCAUGGCUUGGGACACUGCAAAUCCCAGUGGCAUCGGCAGUACUAAGGCUUCAGGUCUGGGCUCCCAUCUGAGGCACAGUGAUCUCUUUUCCUUCACAUCUGCAGGAAUUGCUUUGCAGACGAUAUGCUAUGGGGAGGAAAUGGAAUUAGAAACAUCUCAGAGAGCAAAUACCCAAGGCUCAGGUAUCGGCUCUGACCAGGUGAACCUUUGAUUUGGUUCCACUGGACUGGAGUCCUGUCUGGAGCUGGCACCAUAGAGGGAGUACCAAAACCUUUAAUUCUGUGUUACAAGUAAAUUACAGUAUUAAACAGAUGUCACUCCUAAGCUGGGUGUUUUACUGUCUGGAAAACUGGGAAUCCAUGACACUGCAAAUGGCAUUUCCCUACUAUUACUAUCUGGAGGCUUCUAUAAACAAGUUGUCUCUUCUUAAAAAAACAAAUCAAUCACAAAUGCAAAUAAACAAUGUUACUGUAACUUAGUAAAACUUAUUCAAAUGCUCUUUUCUUUACAUAGGAAAAAAUCAAUGAGAUUAAAGAAUGCAGUUUGCAUGUAUAUCCCAACCCACUCCCAGAGAACUGUUGAACUCCUUACUCUAAAUAAAUCAAAGUCUGUUCUUGCCCCUCAUCCUUCAGCAGGACAGCAUGCUGGCUCAGCAUCCUUCAGCCUUGUGUGAAUGGAUGGAUGGUGCAGGCCAAGGUCAAACCCACAGGCUGCCCAUCUGACCGUGGCAGUGGGCAGACAUCAUCCCUCACCUGGCAAAAGCUCUCCAAGGGACGGUUUGCUCCCAGAUGAAAAGCUGACAUUGUUUCCUCAGAGCACAUCCCAUGCUGAUUCUUGCACAGCAGUCAUUUCCUCAGUAGGAGUGUGCAGUCUGGCAGUGUUGAGCUGCCUUAAAAAACAUCGUUUCUUUGAGGUGAUUGUUUCUGUAAAAGUCUGGCAAACCUCCUUCUGAUUACACACAGCCUCCCACUGGAUGCUCUUGCUUUAGUACGCGCUCUGUUAAAAUAUCUGUGUGAUUGUAAUACAGUGAGAUUUGAUCCACCAAUGUUC
This is a messenger RNA of Onychostruthus taczanowskii (white-rumped snowfinch), 4104 nucleotides long. Its product is annotated as probable G-protein coupled receptor 83. The record is from RefSeq and is a predicted model, not a curated record. Gene Ontology annotation, cellular component: membrane. Gene Ontology annotation, biological process: neuropeptide signaling pathway. Gene Ontology annotation, molecular function: neuropeptide Y receptor activity. Bases 497 to 1759 code for a protein of 420 amino acids. The transcript is spliced from 4 exons. Lineage: Eukaryota; Metazoa; Chordata; Aves; Passeriformes; Passeridae.